GGAAUUCAGGAGGCUUCUGUAUCAUAUUUACAACCUAACCGUAAUAGAGGAACUCGCAAUAAUACACUACCUGGAAAUUCAAAUUGGUUUGAAUGGCAAUGGCCAAUUGAUAAAGAUUUAGAAGGUUGUAUAUUAGCACAGUCUAUUCCGAAUAUUGGUGAUUGGACAAUAUUUACUCAAACACAAUUAGAAAAAUUGCAAAAACAUGAAAUCAAAAAACCCACUCCGCAUACUUCAACUCCAACAACACCAAUUUUAGAUUG
Molecule: messenger RNA, 263 nt
Organism: Scutellospora calospora
Lineage: Eukaryota; Fungi; Glomeromycota; Glomeromycetes; Diversisporales; Gigasporaceae
Source: the annotation of a GenBank genome assembly